CGCACCAUUUAUGGGCAGUCAUGUCGCGUAGGGGGCAUUUUCACGGCAAUUUUAAAUAUUCGCUCAUGUUUGUACUCUGUGUUUGGUUCAUACAGACAUCUUAUGGAGGAAACAAACUGGAUGCCCGCAUAAACAGGAGGGGUUGUGGUGUCUCCGAACCAAUGGGAAGGGUUUACAAUGGAAACCGUAUACGCAAACCGCAGAUUCCCUGGAUCGUGGAGAUUCGCAUUAUGGUGGACAGCCGUCACGGAUAUUUGUGCGCCGGAAGCAUCAUAUCACACAAUGUUAUAUUAACCGCGGCGCACUGCAUUGAUUACAAGCCCCCACCAAAGAAGGUGGAAAUCUACUACAACACAACGAAGCCGAGCAAUGGACCUGUGACUCGUGUUGUGCGCUUCAUGAAGCAUCCGAAUUAUGACCAAUAUCACGCCCAAAAAUAUGAUGUAGCGCUACUGAAGGUAGAAGACAAGAUUAGGUUUGAUAGGUUUGUGAGGCCGAUAUGUCUGCCAAAAAGACACUUCCGGAUUGACGGCAAAAAACUCAUGUCUGGUGGUUGGGGAAUAAUCAAUAAUCGAGAACCUUCCGAAUUCGCAAAAACACUACUCUACAUUACUCUUGAAGCCAUGUCGCAUCAAGCGUGCGACGAAAUUUUAAGCCAUAUAACAGGCGACUGGGGUGUUUUGGAUUCAAAAUUUGUACUGUGUGCGAAAACCAAUUCAAGUACACUUUGUAAAGGCGACUCCGGUGCACCGGUUACAAUGAUACAAGACAAUAGGAAGUCCGUGCAACUUGGCGUGCACAGCCUCGGAAUAAGUUGCGAUAAGAGAGGGAUUUUUGUAUUUACAAUUCGAGUCUAUAAAUUUAUGCCAUGGAUCAAGAAAACCCUACGUGACCCGGAAAGUUGGGAUACGCUACCUGCUGCAUAGAUAAGAUUACUGGGGAUCACUAUUUCACUUGCACAGAUG
This is a messenger RNA of Dermacentor silvarum, 965 nucleotides long. Its product is annotated as trypsin 5G1-like. Bases 21 to 926 code for a protein of 301 amino acids. NCBI's taxonomy places the organism in Eukaryota, Metazoa, Arthropoda, Arachnida, Ixodida, Ixodidae. The transcript has 8 exons. The record is from RefSeq and is a predicted model, not a curated record. Gene Ontology annotation, molecular function: serine-type endopeptidase activity. Gene Ontology annotation, biological process: proteolysis.